Trematosphaeria pertusa is the source of this 1443-nucleotide messenger RNA. RefSeq names its product DUF89-domain-containing protein. Gene Ontology annotation, biological process: DNA damage response. NCBI's taxonomy places the organism in Eukaryota, Fungi, Ascomycota, Dothideomycetes, Pleosporales, Trematosphaeriaceae. Gene Ontology annotation, molecular function: phosphatase activity. The transcript has 4 exons. The record is from RefSeq and is a predicted model, not a curated record. Bases 1 to 1443 code for a protein of 480 amino acids. Gene Ontology annotation, cellular component: nucleus; cytoplasm.
AUGGAGUACGAGCCUAAGACGCCGCAGUACAGCACCGGCGACCCGACCUCGUUCGCCUACGUGUCGGCGCGCGAGCGAUGGCCCAUCAUCAUCACCCAGGGCAUCGAUGACGUCCACCGGUCGACCUGGGCUUCGAACGACGAGGAAACGGCCAGGGAAGGAAAGGCCGUCGUGGCUGAGCUAGCGAAGCUGAAAUACGAGCUCCAGCACGACCGCGAGCUCACGCCAAUACCCGAUGACGGGGAGGCAGAUGUCGCAGAGUACAACAAGGAACUGGAGGCAAUGGGCAACACCAAGUGGCAUUCCGUGCCCUGGCUGUUCUCGGAAUGCUAUCUCUACCGACGUAUAUCAAGCAUCUUCAAGCAGACGCAGAAGUGGAAGUCAUAUGAUCUCUUCGCCCGCCAAAAGAUGUCUACCUUCCGAUCCUCGCGCCCCGCCGUCCUCGAACUCGCUGCUCGCUACAAGGAUAUCGUUAGCCAGCUCGCAACCGAGCAUACCUUACAAGGAGCAAAGACACAGACGGAGCUGGAAGACGCUGAGGAGAUUCUAUUUAUUGAAAUGGCGGAGAUCUGCCUCUGGGGCAACGCUACGGAUUUGUCUCUGUUGACCAGCUUAUCGUACGAAGACAUCCAGAAACUGCAGGGUUCUGAGGCGCGAAAAGCAUCGGAGAAGAAUAUCGUGGUCAACGAUUUGGACAAGGCGUUCAAAGCGCUCACGGCUGCUCAGAAGUCGGGCAAGAGCGAGCGGAGGGUCGACAUCGUGUUAGACAACGCCGGGUUCGAGCUCUUCGUGGACCUGGUCUUAGCUGGAUACCUGCUCGCUGCGGGAUUGGCCACCACCAUCGUCCUCCAUCCCAAGUCGAUACCCUGGUUCGUGUCAGAUGUCCUACCUCAAGACUUCGUAGAGCUCAUCCAGGCUCUCGCCGAUCCUCAGACAUUCUACACUACCCAAUCCGACGACGACAAGCAUGCUGGGAGGACACCUGCACCCUUGUCGGAUAAGGAAGUAGCCGAUCUCAAGUUUCUAUUCGAGCAUUGGAGUCGCAUUCACGCCGAAGGUCAGCUGGUCCUUCGCCCCAACACUUUCUGGACCGCUGGUGGCAGUUUUUGGAGACUACCAAAGACGGAGCCCGGCCUGUUCGAGGAUCUCAAGGAGAGCGAGCUCGUCAUCUUCAAGGGUGAUUUGAAUUACAGGAAGCUCACCGCCGAUGCGGCAUGGCCCGCAACGACGCCCUUCGCAGAAGCUAUCGGCCCGCUUGGCCACGGCUCCGGCGUUCAUGUUCUCGCCCUACGAACGUGCAAGGCCGACGUCGUUGUAGGGCUCCCAGAAGGCGAGGAUGAGCGAAUCAAAGCAACCGAAGGUGGAGGUGGUGACAGUGGCGCUCGCAAAUGGGCGUGGAGCGGGAAGUGGGCCGUCGUACAACUUUCUGACGGCAAAGCAUGA